GGCAGAGUAUAUUAAUUCUGGACAACUUGUUCUGCGACUUUUCCACUGGAGAGCUGACACUCUAGCUGUGCGUCUGGAGGCUUAUAGAACAUUGUUCCUGCAGAAAAUUUGCAAAAGUUUUCAGUUUUGACUGCAGAUUUCAUGGUCAGUGAUACAGCUGGAAGGUUUUCUCUGAUUCCUAUGAUAAGUUAAACUUAGCUGUCGAAGUCUGCAAGAAGGAACUGUAAAUUCUAGCAUAAGUAGAAGAGAAGAAAUUUGAGAUUGAUCACUGGGGAUCUACAGAAAGAACACACGUUUCAUGAGAUAUGAACACAACCUGUAAUUAUUGCUUGCUUAAUCUUAAAUUGAGACUGAUGUAGGACAUAGCCACAGAUGUAUGCCUGCAGAGACUACAGAAAAGGCUGUCAGCCCGAAAACAUUUUGUUGCAAUCUUUGUGAGAGCACUUUCUGAACUACUGGACUUUACAGCCAGCAUCACUUCUAUCACAUCUGUGGAAGAAAACAAAAUGCAGGUGCCACCAAGAAGCACUUCUCCUCAGAGAAAUGGCAUUCGCAUAUCUCCUCAUGGAUCCCCCAGGAGUUCUCCUCGGAGUUCUCCUCUCAGUUCUCCACGUAACUCACCACGUAAUUCACCACUUCUUCUCCGCAAACUUCUCAUGAGCCGGAAUAAUCGAAUGCAACGAAGAUUUACAGUUGCACAUGCACCUUGCUUUGAUGUUGAAAAUGGCUUAUCAGCAGGCAGAAGCCCCUUGGACCCGCAGGCCAGUCCAGGAUCAGGCCUGGUUCUGCAGGGCAACUUUCCCCACAGCCAGAGAAGAGAGUCUUUUCUUUACCGAUCUGACAGCGACUAUGACCUUUCUCCUAAAGCCAUGUCAAGGAACUCGUCUAUUGCCAGCGACUUGCAUGGAGAAGACAUGAUAGUGACCCCUUUUGCACAGGUUCUGGCCAGCCUUCGAACUGUGCGGAGCAACUUUGCCAUGCUAACUCACCUUCAGGACAGAGUGACUAACAAGAGAUCAUCUGGCAAUAAUCCACCAACAGUGUGUAAACCAAACCUAUCUGAGGAUGCCGUUCAGAAACUGGCCAUCGAAACUCUGGAAGAGUUGGAUUGGUGUCUGGACCAACUGGAGACGCUGCAGACCAGACACUCAGUCAGUGAGAUGGCCUCAAACAAGUUUAAGAGGAUGUUGAAUAGAGAACUUACACAUUUGUCUGAAACAAGUCGCUCUGGAAACCAAGUGUCUGAAUAUAUAUCCAAUACGUUCUUAGACAAGCAGCAUGAAGUUGAAAUCCCCUCACCAACUACCAAGGAGAAGGACAAGAAGAAGAUACCCAUGUCCCAAAUUAUUGGUGUAAAGAAACUGACACACAGCUCAAGCUUCACUACCUGCAGUAUUCCACGUUUUGGGGUGAAGACCGACCAAGAAGUACUUCUAGCAAAGGAAGUAGAAGACACCAACAAGUGGGGGUUGGAUAUAUUUAAGAUAGCUGAAUAUUCUGGAAAUCGACCCUUAACAGUCAUCAUGUACUCCAUCUUUCAGGAGAGGGACCUCUUAAAGUCAUUUAGAAUUCCUGUGGACACGUUUAUUACGUACAUGAUGACGCUGGAGGAUCAUUACCAUGCAGAUGUGGCCUACCAUAACAACAUCCAUGCUGCAGAUGUGGCCCAGUCCACUCACGUCUUACUCUCCACUCCUGCUCUAGAGGCUGUGUUUACUGACUUGGAAAUCAUGGCGGCCAUCUUCGCUAGUGCUAUUCAUGAUGUUGAUCAUCCAGGAGUAUCCAAUCAAUUUCUAAUAAACACCAACUCUGAGCUGGCGUUGAUGUACAAUGAUGCUUCUGUCUUAGAAAACCAUCACCUUGCAGUUGGAUUUAAGCUCCUUCAAGAAGAGAACUGUGACAUUUUUCAGAAUUUAUCCAAAAAACAGCGCCAAAGUUUAAGAAAGAUGGUCAUUGACAUGGUACUGGCAACAGAUAUGUCCAAACACAUGAAUCUUCUGGCUGACCUGAAAACAAUGGUAGAAACAAAGAAAGUGACCAGUCUGGGAGUUUUGCUGCUUGAUAAUUAUUCUGACCGAAUACAGGUCCUUCAAAACAUGGUUCACUGUGCAGACCUGAGCAAUCCCACCAAACCACUGGAGCUGUAUCGCCAAUGGACAGAUCGGAUCAUUGUAGAAUUCUUCCAUCAGGGAGAUCGGGAGCGUGAAAAGGGAAUGGAGAUCAGUCCCAUGUGUGACAAACACAAUGCUUCUGUUGAAAAGUCACAGGUUGGUUUUAUUGACUACAUUGUGCAUCCUCUGUGGGAAACUUGGGCUGACUUGGUUCACCCAGAUGCCCAGGAAAUACUGGACACAUUAGAGGACAAUAGAGAGUGGUAUCAAAGCAUGAUCGCCCAAAGUCCAUCCCCUCCACCAGAAGAACAAGACCCUGACAGGGGAAGUACUGCAGGAGAUAAGUUUCAGUUUGAACUGACAUUGGAGGAAGAAGGCGAGUCCGACACUGAGCAAGAAGAGAGUCCUGUUGAUGAGGAAAACAGUGACUCAAAAACCCAGGUCACCGAUGAUUCAGCACAAGUCAGCGAUGAAGCUGAGCAGCCCUCUCCAGUAGACCCAUGCAGGAGUGUGUCCAACCAGCUGGAUCACUUAGAACUCCCAUCCAAGAACACACUAACCAAGCAGAAAAAAGUAUUGAACUUCGAUAACUUGAAAUUAGCAGCUGAAAGGACGCUACCACAAAAGGACACCCGGAGGGCUGCAUCCACUAAUACUGCAGAGCAGGAGACCUCAGGCCAAGGGGAGGUCUGUUUGGACCAAGAGGGAAACAUCACAUAUCUUCCAUUAGGAACGUAACCCCAGAUUGUCACAUCACUAUUUUAUUUUAAUUCACGCACACUUUGCAUUUUAUUUUUCUGGAGGAGGGAUGUAUUUUAUGAAAAAAAAAGUAUUUAAAAAAAAAAGAAAGAAAGACCUGAUAUCAGAAAAAACUAAUUGUCCCCAAUAUCAGUAAAACCGCACGGACGAGCAUGGUGAAAUGUCAUAUGGUUUUAUUUCAUUUCUAAUUUUGGCGAGGAGGCAACAAUUUCCAAUCUUAAGCUGCCGCGUGGUUGGUAUUCUUUCUGGUAGAAAGUAAGUUAAAGGGAAACUAUAGCUAAAAUAUUUGCAGUAUUAAAUGUAAGAGUUUACAUCCCCUAAAAUGGGCACCUGCUACCUGAGGCUCCCCAGCUGCUGGUGAACUUCAUGUGCCAGUGUGCAAUUCUUUGCUUUGGUCUGUCAUGUUUUAACUUUAUUUCAUGUGAGAAAUAAGUGCCAAUAUAAGUGGGUUAUUUGCAUGGAGCAUCUUGUAUUUAAGUUAUAGUUUUCCACUUUGUCCUUGCUCGAAGAAAGAAUUCAGCCAUGGAAAAAUGUGUAUGGAGCUGCUUGGAACAACGAGAAUGAGUAAUUGGUAUAGGUACUGAAAACUUUAUCCUCUGCCAUCCCAAUACGUAUACGGCUAUCAUUACAGAUUGCCUCAACGUUUCCCCAAAACUUGAGCAAGCUCAGUAGGGUGGGUACCACAUAAUGAAAGUAGCAGCAAGAUUGAGAUUAUUUCCACAUUUUGUUUCUGAAUGGGAACCUGUAUUAUGAAAUCUUGAUGUGCGUGUGUGUGUGUACUAGGAGACACACAAGCAUGCAUGUUAUCACAGACGCAGUGCACUUUAUGCGUAUGUGGGAUCACAGAGGUAGAAACCAGCAUUAAAUCCUUAGAUUGUCAUUCAGUCAGGCCAGUUUUCUGUUCAUCUGUAAGACUGGGAUUAGUCUUGGCCUGUAUAAGCUAUAACCUUCCUAAUGCCUCUACGGAUUAUGAAUAACGCAGGUCUUUGGGCUUUACUUUUGCAAUGGUGAAAACCUUCUUGAUAUUGGAAUGUGGGGGGAACAGGCGUUGUCUAUGCGCGCAUAGGAACGUCAGAUAUUCUAAACCUCAGGGUAUAGUAGAAAUGUUGUAUGUGUGUUCUGAUAACUGGUGUUCAUACUUUCUUAACCCAAAUGUCGCACAUGUAUAGUUUAGAGAAUUGGCGGUUUCAGGAUGAAUGCCUAUUGGAUUUACAGGUUAAAAGCACAUCAGUUGCUGAUGUGUCCGCAGAGGUGAUGCAGCCUAGAUUUAGGUAGGCACUGAUUUCAGCAUUGGGGGGAGAUAUAUUAUUACGAUCUGAACUUUCGACAGCUAAAAACCAGACCAGGCUGCAGAAGAUGUGAAGUGGCUCCUGCUUAUAGAUUUGGCUCAUCUUGAUAGACAUAUCAAACAAUUUUCCUUACACCAGCUCUUUGUUGUCAUUAGAUCAAUAUUUUGCACCAAAAUUUAGGCGCACUUUAAGACUCCUCUAAACCACACCCCUUUUUUUUAAACCGUUUUCCAAACUGUGUAGUGGAGUACAAUAAGUACACAAGGCAUGUAUGACAAUGUAUGAUCUGGCACAUCCAGCUUAGUUCAUCUCCCCCAUGUGUUUGUGUUCUCCACAAAUGGAUUGAAUGGUUACUACACGACUACUGUUUCUGAUUGAGACCUCUCUUUGGCCUUAUGUUGUCCUGUGUUCCCGUUUCUUUGGCACAUAUAUUUUUUAGCGAAUUAACCAUUUGAAUUACAAGAGUUAGGCUACUUUCCGUCGGAUCCGUCAUGGAUUUGCAAAAAUGCUUCCGUUACAAUAAUUCAACCGCAUGCAUCCUUCAUGAACGG
This is a messenger RNA of Bufo bufo (common toad), 4710 nucleotides long. RefSeq names its product phosphodiesterase 4C (gene PDE4C). The transcript is spliced from 15 exons. Gene Ontology annotation, molecular function: 3',5'-cyclic-AMP phosphodiesterase activity. NCBI's taxonomy places the organism in Eukaryota, Metazoa, Chordata, Amphibia, Anura, Bufonidae. Gene Ontology annotation, biological process: signal transduction. The record is from RefSeq and is a predicted model, not a curated record. Gene Ontology annotation, cellular component: nucleus; cytosol; perinuclear region of cytoplasm. Bases 507 to 2849 code for a protein of 780 amino acids.